AUUGUAUGGGUCCGGCGAAUGUUUUGGCGGAGAUUUAGGUUUUAGCGUUCACCUGUGCCGCCUGUGCUUAGUUUCCCUAAGAACAGUUGUGGUCGUAGCCUAUGAAACUUUUAUAAGCAAGAUAGAUCCUAAGAUUUGUGACGGAACGAUGCUGUAGAUGUGCGUAUACCAUACGUACCAUACCCUCUGACUUCUGCCAACUUUUUAGCGUUUCACAGUUUCGUUUUCCGGCACUGCCUUCAUCGAGGCGGGAAAAGCGCAAACAAGGAAGAAAGAAGAGAAGGCGCUUUUGGAAGUCCAUGUACUAGGACGACAUGAAGUGGAGCACUGUGAACUUGCAGAAUAUAUACGAAAGGGAACCUGCUAUUCUUUCAUGGAGAUCAUGAGUGGGGGCUCUGCAAAUGACGCUUGGCUAGACCUCCAAGAGUUGUACUCUUCGAUAAAUUUUCUGAAGGCAAAGCUCAGUGCAACUGACCAAAAGCUGCGAGCUGCAUCUCAAGAAAGUCCCAUCCAUGUUGAUGGACAAGGCAUCCCCAGAAUGCAUUGCAGCCACCCGUCAUCUCUGCCUACAUCAUCUUCACAAAGCAGAUACGUCUCUACAAACAUCGAAGAAAGGAUGCACACCACAUAUACGAGAUCCAGGCUUGGGAGAGUUGAGCCUGAUUUUUUUAAUCACGCAAAGAUUGGUUCCCAGAAGAAGCAGGAAAGGCAAUCAACAUUUGUAGAACCUGUAUGCAUAAACAGAGACUCCAGACGGGCAGAACCUGUGUGGCCCCUGUUUGAGAGAUCCACUAGUGGGAGUCUCUUGGGUCACGUCCACCGUGGAGGCAUUGAAAGGAAGGCUAGAGGACACGCCAAGAAGAAGUCUUUCGUGUGUGGCACAGAGAAUAUUAGGGAAAUGAUCGACAGACAGAAGCAACAAAUUGUGGCUGCUCGUGAAACAAAGGUUUCCUCCAAUCCACGUGAAGGUCAAUUUCAUACUACAAAUGUGGGUCACGUGAGUGCCGAUACAAGAGCUUCAACACCCUCAACUCACCCUGAUGAACGAGGAAAAAUCAUAUCUCGUACAGAUUACCUUGUUCCUCCUACGAGAAAAUCAAGUGCUGCCUUCAAUGGGAACUCGCAAUCGAAAGACCUAAAUAGUAAUUUGGUGAAGAAUCGUGUCAGCGUAAAAAGCACAAAUGCUUCAACGUCACCAUCACGACUGGUCUACAAGAAUGAAACUUGGCUUUUAUCCCAAGCUGCAAAAAACGAUAAACAAUUUGCGACUUCAUCUUCCUCAUUCAAGACUUCCGCCGUUAACAGAGACAGAAACAAGCAGCGGGCAGAGAAAGAGUUUGUGGUUACUCCCCGUGUUGAUUCCUGCUCAAACACUACGCGUACAGGAAGGCAGAAAGCGUGCGAAUUAAGGAAAGAGUCGACUACUCCUGCCGGUGGUAUCCAUGUAGGGCCACAAUUUGAGGGACCAACUGGGAUAGAAAGAAAUUUUCCCAGUCACGAGAUGCAGCCCCACCCAAAGCGAAAGGUUGCGUUGGUGCAGAAAUUGCGAGGCUAUCCUGGAUUCACUCACAGGUUGAGCAGUAGAAGUGAGAGAAGGGUCUCCAGAAUUGGCAAAGAAAUUGAGGAGCACAAGAAUAUGGACGUCAGAAAUGUGCUGGGCCAUAAGACUAGCGAAGCAGGAAUCACCAAACAAACUGAUGGUCCCUUAGGAAAUGCAAAAAGCCUAGCUUCUCAACCAGCCCAAAGACAGCUACUGAGUCGGAGCAAGUCGGUGAAAAGAAAAUCGCAGUUACAUAUUGCAAACACUGGAGAGGGUCUCGCACCAAAGGUUCGACGUUACGAUACUUCGGCAGUGAGGGAGUACAUGAUGCGGCAGAAGUUGCUUCGCAAGAACAGGGCCCAAGAACAGCUCCUCUCUUCAGCCGCACAAGUUGCUGCGAAAGAGAAAUGCAUGCAGUCCCUGUUUGCAUUGCAGCGACAGGCUGCUGUUGCAAGUGCCAGGACAGGGAGGAGAAAGACUAUCUCUCUACAAAAGGCACAAGGCCCACCACGAUCUGCUCCAGCCCGCAAAGCAUCACAGGUCUUGGACAGCGAUGCUACUGAUUGCAACUACAAAACUGAUCUAGUUGUGGCGCAGAUGGGUUUCAGUCAAGGAGAGUCAGUGUCUCACGUUCCUUUCACAACUGAACAAACAAAUCCAGACGAAAAUGGAACAUCUGUUAACAGCUGCUCACCAUCAGAAUCGCCAUCAGCAAGCCAGAUGCAUUUCUCACAUAAUAUGUCAGAGCAAGAUAGCUCCAGCAGCAGUGAUGCUCAAGAACAAGGUGUCGAAGGUGUCAAAGCUUCAACAACCCAAGAAUUCAGGGGCCAACCCACAGAACAGAUUCAGCACAUACGGGAAAUGGUCACUUACAUAGAUAGGACAAUAAAUGAAGAAUUGGCAAGAAUUGGAUGCACCAUCACGAGUGACAAAAGAAGUACAGGUUCAAAAGCUGCAGACGUAACCUCCAGGAUUCGCGAUGCGCUUCGUUCAUUUGACGUAGAUGGACUGCGAGACAUUCCCAUGCAACGCAGAGUUCCUUCACCUGAAGAACACCGUCAAUUGGGACACAGAGCGGCAAGUUUUGACAGAAUACGUGACGAGGACGACUCAGCUGCUCAGAAAAUCCAACGUUGGUUUCGGAACUCCAAACUGAGGAAACUAUCUAAUGAGGAAUGCAGCGAUGUUUCUGAAGAGGACCCUCGUUUUGUGCCAGUCAUAAAACAGGAAGCUGAAUGUAGCUUUUCCAAGGACACUGUUACUAAAACAAAUGCAACUGACAUCUCCUUCUAUAACCUCGUCCCAGAACCAUUCACCUUUGCCAGAGCGAUGAAAUUAAAGAGCAACAGCAAUAGAGGAGCUGCAGCAGUCUUCAUGACAAGCACUCAGUCUGAAGGAAAACUGUCUCCCGACUUCAGCGUGAGCACCCUGGACGGAGAUAUAGCAGUAGACCCGGAGAGGUGCAGAGAGCUUUCUCAGAGAGACCAUCCUGUGGGUGAUGAUACUGCUGUUAGCGUGACUUUAUCUGCCGGUGAAACACCUGCACCCAUUCAGACAGAGGAUCACAGUGGCCAUACGCAGGUUGCAGAAGGCUACGGUGGAAGCAUAAAGGAAAAAGUGGCCUCAAAUAAAGCAGCCCAAGAAUCUACAGCGAGUGAUUUAGUGAACGAAGACAAAAGAACUCUUACACCAAAGCACUUGUCAGAAGUUACUGACAGGACAGGUGAAAGUGUGUGGAAACUCCUAAGUAUGCAAGUGGAAGCGGCCAAGGUAUCAGCGGAGGCAUCACGUCGCUUGGGUGAGGUACAUGGUCCAUCUCUGCUUCAUCAUCAAAGCCAAGAACUCGCAACCCUUCUGACAGACAGCACAGUGGCAGCUGCAUCGGCCCUUGCCACCAGUCUAACUAUGCAGAAAGCGUCUAUGCCUCAAAACAUUCCAGCGCCUGUCGUAAUAGCCAAGCAAGAGAGUGAACCAUCUUCUCCCAUUGCCAUACAGUCUCUGGGUGGCAGACAGAGUGUAUCAGCUGAUGAGCAAGAUGUUGGAGCAGCAGAACAACACCUUGAUACGAAACUCAACAGCCAGAACAGCGGAAACUCGGGAGAGACUGAGUGUUAUGACGCGUCACUAAAGGAUGAUGACAACAACACCUCUAAGUCAAAGGGACUUGAACAAAACAGUGCAGGCUCAUUUACCCCAAGGAGGUGGGGAAGAACAGAUGCUUCAAAGUGUAUGUCUCCUGACUUCUAUUCUCCUCUUAGCACAGAUCAGGAGUCAAGCAACAUGCAUGAGCAAAGCCUAAGCUCAAUAAGUGACCCCAUCAUCUUAGACAAACAGCUGCUCAGCUUCAGCUCCGUCACAAGUUCCUAUUUUUUGGCACCCGAAGCUGUAAGUGUGGGUAUGCCACGUCUGGCCCUUUUACGCCUACAGGAGAAGAGCUUGGUUCAAAAGACAAGGGCUGAGCUAGCAUGGCUGGAAGUUCUAAAAAGAAAGUGCAAGGAGUGUGGUGCAGAGAACAAAGUCCCCGCUCUGCGGAAGAAACAGCGUGGGCUCCUUUUGAAGCUGCAUGACCGAUGUGCUCAACUUAAACACAUGCAAGAAAGUAAAAGCGAAGCCCCUCUCCCACUUGCACAGAUGCAGCACGUCAACAUGACACCUGUGGCGUCUAAUUCUACACCAGCUAGUGAGCCAUCGAGUCAUCUCCCAUCUCUAAUUUCAUCGCACGAAAGCACAGAAAUUAAUCUCACUGAACCUGUGUCAGCAUUGCCAGAAGAGUACCCUAAUGAGCAGGAAGCUGAUGCUGAUUCAUCUUGUGAAGAAGGGAACACUUCAUCAAGUUCCAAAAUUGCUUCAUGUGACAGUCCUGAUGUUGCAGCUCUAAACUCCAGUAAAACGGUUUUGAAGGAAUGGCAGCAACACCUGGAAGAACGUAGGAAGAACGUCCAGGAUCUUUUAAACUGGCGAGAACGGCUGAAUAGUGAAGAAACUGCCGUGAGCACCUUGGAGCGUCAAGCUGUUGCUCUGUUAAAGGCUGCACCAUCGAGGAAUAAGGCAGUUAUCUCUCUCAAGACAUCACAGGCCUUGGCUGCAACAGAUGAAGCCUCCUCAGAACAACAGGAGACAUCCAGUGACCAGAAAGGUGAAGGCGAAAUUCAACUUCCUGUCACAGAGGGAAGAUUGACAUCCGCCAUCGUAAAUACCUCAUCUUCGACAGAGGAUGCAAAAUCUGAGUCUCCACGGAAGCAGCCUUUUCAACAAGAACACCUUCCACCAGGCCGAGGCCCUCUAAUCAAGAAUCCUCCGUUUUCAAGGUUGAAAGGACGCCGAGAUUCAAGUGGUUCCGAGGAUUCUUUUAACGUGUCCUACUCAGAAACUGAGCAGAGUGACCUAGAAGGGCAGACUUUAGCUCUAAGAGAAGAACUUAAGAAGAGGCAAUUAGAAGCAGCUCGACUUAGAAAGGAACAAAGACGAUGCCAUCGAGAAUUCCUGCGUCAGAAGGAGCACGUUCUUAGGAAACACAUUGAGAUGUAUGACAAGCUGAUAGAGCAGGCCAAGGCAGACCUGGAGAGAGAGAAAAAUCAAACCAUUUCUGUUAGACCUCAAAUCAAGAAACCAGUUGUCAUGGAGCCACAUAGAAAGUUAUCUAUGGACUCGCCGAGUACUUCAUUCGCAACGAGCCCAUCCAGCAGAGCAGCACUUACACAUGAAGAGCAGUCAAUGAGGUCUUCCGACACAACUUCAAAAAUUUCUCCCAAAGCAUCUAUCGAAGCGAAAGAAGGCAUGACAGAUGCCUCAUCAGCUGUAAGCCAGGAUAUAUUAACGGAAGACCAACACCUAGGACACACGAUGACACAAAGUGAGAACGAGUCUGUUGAAACGUCACUGCAAGAAGUUUUCAGCCACGGUAUAAUGUCGCAGAAGCCAAAUAACUCUUCUGUGCCAAGUGUUGAAGGCUCAUUGGAAGAAGUAACUGACAAAGUCCUCAUGGAGUCCCAUCAGCCCAGCAGCCGUAGCACUAUGCAAGAAGAUGCUGUGUCAAACGGUGUUGAGCUUAUCACAGAAAUAAGUUCCAGUAUUUCGGAGGAGCUUUAUUCGACGGAAGGAUCUGUAAAUAUCGGCACAGCGGCAGUUGAAAGUGUUCUUCAGGAUCCAACAAGCAUAGAAAGUGCUUCUCAUGGUAACGCCUCUGAUAGUCUCCCUGAAAACUCACUAAUGAGAGCUCACGAAUGCACAGAAAAUGAUCCUGGGAGCUUUAAAAGCCAAGAUCGAAAGCCUUUGUGCAGUUCUUCUACUAGCCAUUGUGUCACAACCAGCACACCCCAGAGUGUGGAAAGUGUUGCCAGUAGUGACAUGAGUGUUGAAGAUAAUGAGCAGACAUCCUCCAUGGAGCCAUCAAAGUCUAGUGAUUCUCCAGGAAAAUGCGCGGUUUUGGAGAGUAUUGUCCCUGUGGAAGUUUUACUACCUGUUGUAGAAGUUAAUGAUGAAGUAACGGAAAACGGUCAAGAUUGCGCUACUGACGUAGCUGCAAAAUAUGUUGAGGAAAGUGUUCAUGGAACACCUACCAAGCAUACAGGCCGUGCUGGAGAUGAAAAACUCAACAGCAUGCAGGUUGACAGCCUCGUAAACAGUAUUCUAACGUAUGUUUUUAAUGAAUCAGUUGUAGAUGUUUUACAAUGUGCAAUUCCAGCAAAAACAUCGCAGGAACAUACAGCUACUGUAUCUGUCGGUGAAGGUGAUUCUUGCAGAAAAGAAGGCUGUCCUGUGCAAACUUGUAAAAUUGAAAUGUGUUCCGAAAGCUGUUCAACCAAAAUUAUGGACGACAAAGUUGAGCUAGAUGAGCUUAACCACGGAGCCACCAUCAUAAAUACAAUAGUAGUUGGAUGCACAAAUUCCACUGCUGCCAACAGCAAGGAUGCACAAACAGGUGAUCAACGUGAAGACAAGCUUGAUGAAAUGUUGGUCCUCUCUGAAGCACAGUAUACUAGCACGUGCAAUAACGGGGCAAAGAAAUGCAGCACUGAGAUAUUUGGUGAUGAAAAUAUGGAUUCCUUUGUGAGAAAUAUGGUUUCCAACGCUGUAAGUGCUGUCAUGGAGGUAGCAAAAGAGAAACGUGCAACCCUCUAUAAUGGAAAGCAAUUAAGACACACAGAGCGUGUCCUAGCUUCUCAAGUUUCCACUCUAGAAAGCAGUGAUUUAUCCGAUGUCAGCAAGAAACUCAACUAUAUUUUGGCGAGUCUUGAGCAAAAAAAGUGUCAUCGUGAACUAUUGCGCCCUCAAGACAUGAUGGUUCUGUCUACUGACUUGGAUGAAGAUGCACUCGAUUCCAAGGAUCUGCCAUGUCUUGACCUGAAGGGUGUCUGCAAAGAAAAUGGAAACGUUCAACCAUCAUCUGAAGGAAGUAAGGAACAAGAUUCUACAAUGUGCCCUGCAGAUAUCUCUCCACUCGUUAUAGAGUCGGACUGGUUUGAUGACGACCUCGGGCUCUUGGCUGAGCAAUAUGCUUACCCUAGACAGAUCCCCAACAAGCCCCCUCCACCAUAUAGCCCUCCCAAACCGGGCAGUCUCUUGAACAUAACAAAGAAGCCACACAAAGCCACCUUUGUGAUUCCACACGACGAGAAAGAUGUGCAAGAAAUCUGUAGGACAGCGGCCACACUCAUAUUUGCAGCUGUGCAGAAGGGAGAGGACCUUGACCUUUUGGACUGGGAUCCUCAUUCUGCAGAGGAUAGCCAUGUUGUGGGAAAUGAAGUUGAAAAAAGAAGUAGAAUGGCUUUCUGCGAAUUCCUCUUCAGCCUCACAAAAGAAGUUGCUCAAGACACCUUUUGCAUCGACAACGUUCUUCUACCACCAUGGCAUAGAAGCUUCAGCAUCCACCGUAAGCUGCCGCUGCCCUCCAGUGAAUCGCAGUUUAUGGACAUUGUCUCGGAAAAAGUGCUAACGCUGCGGGGUGUAGGGACUCGAAAGGUGCCACUCGCCCAGCUUAGCCCCGCAGCGAGAAUACAACGUCGUAAACGAGCCGACAGUUCAUUGGACGACGAAGUUGAUGAUGCAGCCAACUUGGUAUUGCAACGCGAGAUCUGCCAGGAAGAUAGACAGUGGGUGGAUUACAGUUCAGAUGAAGUUGCAGUCAAGGAAAUGGUGGCUGACGCUAUCCUUCUGCACAUCCUCAAUGACACUCUCACUGCUUUGUCUCAGCUGUUAGGUGACCCUUGAGAUCAUGGAGCUUUCUAGUUGUUGUAUUUUGUAUUUCAUUGCGAGAGAUUUUGAAUACGUAUGCAUUUGUGAAAUAGAAAUGUUGUUGGUACA
Messenger RNA from Ornithodoros turicata, 7843 nucleotides. RefSeq names its product centrosome-associated protein 350-like. Gene Ontology annotation, molecular function: microtubule binding. The transcript has 33 exons. The coding region runs from base 374 to 7750 and encodes 2458 amino acids. Lineage: Eukaryota; Metazoa; Arthropoda; Arachnida; Ixodida; Argasidae. Gene Ontology annotation, biological process: microtubule anchoring. Gene Ontology annotation, cellular component: centrosome. The record is from RefSeq and is a predicted model, not a curated record.